UGUUUUCUAGGUUGUAUUGUAAAAUAAAGGUUAAAUAAAAUAAAACAUUGAUUCAGCAUUGAUUGCAGUUUGUUUGUUGAAUGUACCCCAUACCGUGGAGAAAGUGAAAGCAACCGCAAUUUGAUUGGUCUCCACAACAUUAUUUUUUUCACUGGCGGGAGCUGUCUAGCAACCAUCAAGAAAAAAGGGACUGCAAAUAAACAGUGCAAACUCAAGAAGUGGGGCGAGUGAAUGGUCAACGAGUGAUAAGUCUGCAAGGUGGUUGAUUGCAGAUUUGCCUUGGAAAUGGACAGUGACAGUGCCAAUGAUGUGCAGGCAGAGCUGGACUCUGUGGAGGCAGAGCUGGAGGUGGUAGAGCUGCAGAUAGCUGAGCUGCUGGAGAAGCAGGCUAGCCUGACCUCCAGGAGGAAACGGCUGCUCCGCAAGCUGGAGGAGGCAUGUGACUCCGCCCAGCCCUCUGGAUCCUCCUCAGGCUCUGGAUCUGGACCUGCAAUGACCAAGCAGGAGCUGCUGCGCUAUGAGAAUGAUGAUUUCUCGUGGUCUACAGAGCUGGAGCAGAAUCUGAAGGAUGCGUUCCAGCUCUCUAAGUUUCGUCCUCUACAGCUGAAGGCCAUCAACCUUAGUAUGUCUGGUAAAGACCUCUUCCUAGUGAUGCCCACUGGACGAGGGAAAAGCCUCUGCUAUCAGCUACCUGCAGUCUGCUCUGAGGGUUUCACUCUGGUCGUAAGUCCUCUAGUUUCUCUGAUGGAGGAUCAGCUCAUGUACUUAAAGUCCAUUGACGUUGAAGCCGUGUCUCUCAACGCAUCCAGCAGUAAGGAACAUGCUAAAAUGGUCCUAGCGGGGAUGACGGACACCAAAUCGCUUUUCAAGCUGCUGUAUGUGACUCCAGAGAAGAUAGCGAAGAGCAAGCUGCUGAUGUCGAGGCUGGAGAAGGCCUACAACGCAGGAAGGCUUAGCCAUAUUGCUGUGGACGAGGUGCACUGCUGCAGCCAGUGGGGACACGACUUCAGACCUGACUACAAGCUCCUGGGGAUCCUGAAGAGGCAAUUCCCAAAGGUUCCGUUGCUAGGGCUGACGGCCACAGCAACCAGCAGUGUUCUAAAGGACUGUCAAAAGAUCCUGUGUGUCCCUGAGCCAGUCACACUCACUGCCUCCUUCAACCGCACCAACCUCUACUACGAGGUACUUCUUAAAGACCCAAACAGUGAUGAUUCAAUCAGUGACAUCUCAGCACUGAUCAAGGAGAGAUAUAAGGACCAGUCAGGGAUAGUGUACGUGUUUUCCCAGAAGGAUGCAGAGACUGUGUCGGCAGACCUACAGAAGAAAGGCAUCAAUGCAUAUCCAUACCACGCUAACAUGAAUCCAGAGGACAAGUCACGGGUUCACCGCAAAUGGGCCAACAACAAGAUCCAGGUGGUGGUAGCUACUGUGGCGUUCGGGAUGGGGAUUGACAAGCCUGACGUCAGAUUUGUCAUCCAUCACACCAUCAGCAAGUCCAUAGAGAACUACUAUCAGGAGAGCGGACGAGCAGGCAGAGACGAUAAGCCGGCUGACUGCAUUGUGUACUUUGGCUUCAACGACAUCUUCAGGAUCAGCACCAUGGUUGUCAUGGAGAAUGUAGGACAACAGAAGCUGCUGACCAUGGUCGACUACUGUCAGAACAUAGACAGGUGUCGGCGCUCAGUGAUCGCUGUUCACUUUGAUGAGGUUUGGGACAAUGAAGGAUGCAACAAGAUGUGUGAUGUCUGUCGCCGUGGCAAUGACUACAUCACGGUGGACAUCACGCAGCAUGCUAAAGAUGUGGUCCAGAUUUUGGAGCUGGCGGGCUCUCUGGACGAGAAGCUGACCCCCCUGAAGGUGACGGAGGCGUGGAUGGGGAAGGGUCCGGCCAAACGCAGGAAGAUGAUCCAGACCACCACCCUGUCUCGCCUGGAGGUGGAGGCCGUCAUCACAAGCCUAUUGCUGCAGGGAUAUCUCAGUGAAGACUUCAGUUUCACUCCGUACACCACCUACUUCUACCUGAAGCUGGGACGUAAGGCCCCAAUGCUGAAGAACCAGAGUCACUCCAUCACCAUGAGGAGGACAGGCCUGGAAGCAAACACGGAGGACCAAUUAGCUGGUGGAGCUAAAGAGGUGGUGGUGACCUCCCAGUCCCCUCCUCCCGUUGCCCCCAACGACAGCAGCACUCCUCCCAGACGCAACAAACUGAUCAUGAUGCAUAAAGAGCAGCAGAAUCUGGCCAGGAAACAAGACAAGGACCAUGACCAGACAGAAAGCCAGACACGGGAGGACCAGAAUGACCCUACUGCUGCCCAGCCCACUGCCAUUGAAGUAGAUGUAGAGAUCAAUAUUAUAGAGAAAGUUAAUGACAGCGAAUCCCCAUUACCGCCAUUAAAACGAAAUUCUAAACCUAAAUCAACAACCCCCCAAAAGAAGCGAAGGAAACCCUGUACUGCUGCUCUUGCUGCAGUCCUAGCUCCCUCAGAAGCUGCGGUUACAGACUCUGAACACCAGAGGCCAGCAUUGGUCAACUCUCCCUCCCAGGUCUCCAUCAUCUCCGAGGCUGCAGUGGAGGAGCUCUGUGACCUGAGGAACUACUACAGCAAACAGCUGAGGCAGAUAAACGACAUUUCCCAUGAGUACUUGCAGAAUCAGGGGUGCUCAGACCCAGGGGUGCUGGCCUGUAUCAGAGAGCCACUAAAGAGCCUGCACCUCCCCCGUGGCUCAACCAUCGCCCGGACGGCACGCAACCUGUGGAACAGAGUCAGCUCCAGAAGGAAACUCAUGCAAAGAUAACGAUUGACCUUCCCUGGGACAGUUGACGUUCAGAUGUGGACACUACUGUAUCUCUCUUUUUCAGGUCUUACGUUGCCAGAGCUAGAGCCCUGGGGCAGACAAGUCUACUUUUUUUGUAACACCUGUUCAAUUUUUCUGGAAUGGCUUUGACUGAGAGAAUAUCCCCAUCCAAGUUAGUUUGUAAUAUUUUACGGUUGGAUCAAUACCACUGUUAGCCUAAGAUGAAGAGCUGUUUUUGUUGACAUUUCAAUAUUUUACUUUGGAUAAACUAACUCACAUGAACUGAAAGGUUUGUUGAACUGAAGAAUGUUUUCAGAAUGUAUUAUUUGUAAAAAAAAAAAAAAAAAAAAAGAUAUUCGAGCAUUCCCUAAUCUAACAACCACAAUGUGCACGCUAGUGAAUUUGAUUCGCUCGAAUACGUUUUAUAAUA
This is a messenger RNA of Salvelinus sp. IW2-2015, 3226 nucleotides long. Its product is annotated as ATP-dependent DNA helicase Q1. Gene Ontology annotation, cellular component: chromosome; cytoplasm. Lineage: Eukaryota; Metazoa; Chordata; Actinopteri; Salmoniformes; Salmonidae. Gene Ontology annotation, biological process: double-strand break repair via homologous recombination. Gene Ontology annotation, molecular function: ATP binding; four-way junction helicase activity; 3'-5' DNA helicase activity. The record is from RefSeq and is a predicted model, not a curated record.